UAUCCUCCACAGAAGUAGCUGUCAAAUUUAUCCUAUUACUUUUUUUUAGUUUUGCCAUAAUUCAUUGUUAAGAAUAAAAUUACUACAGCAAAAUGCUGGAUAAUUAUCGAUAACGACAAUAUACAAAAAUAAAAUAAACAUUAUUUAGUAAAUUAUUCAAAGUAAACCACAAAACUGAUUAGUGCAAUGGUUGAGGAAACAACACAAAGCAGCCGGCCGCGCAUGAAGACCGCACGACCCAAGUCGGUGUGUCUAUGGUCGGUAACCGAUGUAAGGAAGUGGUACAUGCGACACUGUGGGGAGUAUCCACAAUAUCUGGAGCUCUUCUCAAAGCACGAAAUUACCGGCCGCGCUCUACUGCGCAUCAACGAUUAUUCACUGCAGAGAAUGGGCAUCAGUGAUAGCGCUGAUCGUGAGGCGAUUUUCCGUGAGAUAUUAAAACAACGACUCAAAACUGAUAUUAUGGAAAUACGUGAUAUGGAACGUGAGAUCAACACCUACUACAAUACAAGAUAAAUAAGCAGAAUUUACUGUGUAUUAGGGAAAUCAUAGACAAAUUAAGUGCACAAUUUUAAGAGGACAACAUUUUGAUACAACAUACAUACAUACAUUCGUAUGUAAAAUGUAGCAGGCUUUACAGCGCAUCCAAACGCACACACACCAAUUUUCAGCUAAGACAACUAAGCUAACAAUGUUAUACGUAUAAAAAAUGUGUCGAUUAGCAUCUAAUAUAGUUAAGUAGUUUAAUGUUAGUGACAAAAUUAUGAAGCAUGGAGCUAUUGUUUACAAAUUUUAUUAAUGCUGCAAAUUGUUGAAAACCAAUGAGCUGCAUUGUUUA
Molecule: messenger RNA, 838 nt
Organism: Zeugodacus cucurbitae (melon fly)
Lineage: Eukaryota; Metazoa; Arthropoda; Insecta; Diptera; Tephritidae
Gene: ave
Product: protein aveugle
Exons: 2
Coding region: 187-516 (109 amino acids)
Biological process (GO): cell surface receptor protein tyrosine kinase signaling pathway
Cellular component (GO): cytoplasmic side of plasma membrane
Molecular function (GO): protein binding
Source: RefSeq, a predicted model, not a curated record